AGUUUUGUCCCUGCUGAGUUACCGUCAUGCCUCCUGCUCUUGAUGUCACUUCCUGUAUCAUACAGUGUUGUUGUUGACCUGGAGAAUAGUAAAAGUGAAGCUACAGAGCAACCGACGUUUCCGUGUCCUUAUAUUAUUAUUGGUGUAAUGCCCAACCAUAUAUAUGGGUAUAUAACAAUUGGCGACGAGGUGGUGCGUCCUCACAUUGUGUGUUUAUUGUUUACCUUGGCCGUCCGUGUGUUUUUUUUUGACGAGCAUUAACGAGCAACCGCGGGAUACAGGCGGGGGUGCUGUCUACUUGCUGGAGAGUGGAUGACCAGCAUGUUACAGAGCACAGCUCUAUUGCAAGAGAAAGGCACGUUUCCAUGGUAAAGGACACUUAGAGAAGACAAGAAAAGGCAUUGACAUACAUCAAAUUUCCGAAGCAGAGGAAUAUAUUGGGGACAUUUUUUUUUUUUGAACAUGGCUGCACUGAUUGGACAUAUUGGACCUUUUGAGGAGGACACAGAACAGUGGAGUUCAUACACUGAAAGGUUUGAGUAUUUUGUACUGGCUAACAAAAUUGAAGAUGAUGUUUUGGUGCCAACAUUUUUGAGUGUUGUAGGAGGUAAAACAUUCACCCUAUUGCGCAGUUUACUCCAGCCUGACAAGCCAGGAGACAAAUCCUAUAGGGAAAUAGUGACAAUAUUGGGGGAUCACUACUCUCCUAAGCCACUGCUAAUUGCAGAGAGAUUCAGAUUCCAUAAAAGGAACCAAGAGGAGGGUGAAUCUGUCUCACAGUUCAUAGCUGUAUUGAAACGGUUGUCUGAACAUUGUGAAUUUGGACUUUCACUCAAUGACACCAUACGUGACAGACUGGUGUGUGGUCUACGCAGUGAGGCCAUCCAGAAACGACUGCUUACGGAGGCUGAUCUAACCCUGGAAAAGACUGUGCGUAUAAGUACAUCAAUGGAGAUGGCUGCCCAUGAAGCACAGCAGUUAAGUGCCUCAGUUCAAGUUAAUAAAUUGUCUUUGGAGCCACAAAACAAGGCGACAGCUGGCAAUCCAUGCUACCGCUGUGGGAGGCCGGUGUAAGGACUUGGACUGUAGAAACUGCGGGAAGAAAGGACACAUCGAACGUGCCUGUAAAGCGAAAAAGGCUCAGACGAGCAAACAGCACACUGAGACCAAGAAAAGUGGUUUCCAACGGAACAAGAGAAAACAGGUGAAUAUGGUGGAACGUGACCAGGAUGAGCCAAGCGACUGUGACUCUGAUGAUGAGAUCACAGUACAUGUUUUAUCUGUCAGGGACAGUGAUGAUGGAUAUUGGGUCACACCACUGUUGGAGAACCAUCCUAUAAGAAUGCAAGUAGACACUGGUUCACGCGUAUUGAUGGUAUCAGAAGCUGUUUACAGUGAAGAACUGCAGCACCUUGUGCUACAACCAACCCGGCUGAAGUUAAGGACCUACACAGGAGAACCGGUCCCAGUGCUGGGAGUUGUGGAUGUGACAGUGGAACACAACGGACAGAAAAAGACUCUUCCACUGUAUAUCAUUCAAGGCAAACGGCCAGCAUUGCUAGGCCGCCGGUGGCUGGAAAAGCUCAGGCUGAAUUGGCAGGAAGUGUUCCUAGUUAGGGAUGGGGACACAGGGCCACUACAGGAGAUUCUAAAGACACAUUCCCCCGUUUUUGAUGGAGAACUUGGCAGCAUGAAAGACAUUACAGUUAAGCUGACAGUGAAACCAGGAAGCGUGCCAAAAGCUUUCAAAGCGAGACCUGUUCCAUAUGCCAUAAAACCGAAGGUGGAGGCAGAAUUAGCCAGGUUUGUGAAGAGUGGAGUACUGGAACCAGUGAGCACAAGCGAAUGGGCAACACCGAUUGUUCCAGUCAUGAAAAAGGAUGGAACUCCACGGAUCUGUGGUGACUUUAAAGUCACAUUGAACCCUGUCCUACAUGCUGAGAAGUAUCCCUUGCCCCUUAUUGAGGAGCUUUUUGCAGGCCUAGCUGGAGGCCAGAAGUUUAGUAAGAUAGAUUUAUGUCAAGCCUAUCUACAAAUGCAUGUGGAUUCAGAGUCACAAGAGUUGUUGACUAUAGUGACACACAAGGGCCUGUAUAAGUACCGCAGGCUCCCUUUUGGAAUUACCUCUGCCCCAGCACUGUUCCAAAGAGCCAUGGACCAGAUUCUCAGUGGGAUACCAGGGGUCCAGUGCUAUCUCGAUGAUCUGCUCAUCACGGGACCGGAUGAGCAGUCACACUUGAGGAAUCUGGACAUCACACUGCAAAGAUUGGAGGAAUAUGGCCUGAGAGUUCGGAAGGAUAAGUGUGAGUUUUUCCAGCCUUCUGUUGAAUACCUGGGGCAUGUAAUCGACAGCACAGGACUCCACAAGGCACCAUCAAAAGUGAAGGCUGUUGUAGAGGCUCCAUCUCCGAAGAAUGUAAGUCAGCUAAGGUCAUUCCUGGGCCUCCUAACAUACUAUGCAAAGUUUGUGCCUAACCUUGCAAAUGCAUUGAAGCCUCUGCAUGAAUUUCUGAACAAAACUAAGAAAUGGAAGUGGACGUAUAAAUGUGAGACAGCUUUCAAGGAAGUGAAGACAGCGCUGUCACAAUCUGAGGUACUCACUCAUUUUGACCCCACAUUGCCAAUUCAGCUGGCAUGUGACGCCUCACCUUAUGGUGUGGGGGCAGUAGUGUCACACAUAAUGCCAUCGGGCGAUGAAAGGCCCAUCGCUUUUGCAUCAAGGACAUUGAGUAAAGCAGAAAGCAAUUAUGCCCAAAUUGAGCGUGAGGCACUAUCUAUAGUGUUUGGGGUGAAAAGAUUUCACCAGUACCUUUAUGGCAGAAAAUUCACGCUACUGACUGACCAUCGGCCUCUCACCUCCAUUUUUGGUUCCCAUACUGGCAUUCCAUCGCUUGCUGCCAGCCGUAUGCAACGAUGGGCUCUUUUACUGUCUGCCCACCAGUACGACAUUAAAUAUAGGAAGGCAGAUCAGCAUGGAAAUGCUGAUGGGCUGUCAAGACUUCCACUGCCGGUCACACACAUUGAGCCAAACCAGGCUGAGAUAUUCUACUUCAAGGAAGCGGCUGCUACCCCAGUGACCUCAGCUCAUGUGAAGAGACACACUCGCAAUGACCCAAUCAUGUCUGAAGUUAUGGACAUCAUUGCUUGCGGCAGAAAAGGAGAUAUGACCCAAAGCUUAAAGCCAUAUCUGAUGAGGAGAAAUGAGCUUUCAGUCCAGUCGGGAUGCUUAUUGUGGGGCUAUCGUUUCAUUAUUCCUCCACCAUUAAGAGCAAAAGUGCUUGAUGAGCUUCACUCGGGGCACUGUGGUGUAGUGCGAAUGAAAGAAAUGGUACGCAGCUAUUUCUGGUGGCCAAGCCUGGAUGCAGCUAUAGAAGAAAAAGCCAAGUCAUGCUCUGCCUGCCAGAAACUGAGAAACCUCCCACAGCUGGCUCCCUUGCAUCCGUGGGAUUGGCCUGAGGAACCAUGGCAAAGAGUCCAUGUUGAUUUUGCUGGACCACUGGAGAACCACAUGUUCUUCGUUGUAAUUGAUGCUCAUAGCAAAUGGCCUGAGGUCGCUGUCAUGAAGAGCACCUCGUCAGAGAGAACCAUUGAAGAGUUGAGAUCCAUUUUCAGUCAUAAUGGUCUGCCACAGCAGUUGGUUAGCGACAAUGGUCCACAACUGGUGUCAGAAGAAUUUAAGGCAUUUAUGGAGGAGAAUGGUAUUCAGCACAUCAAGUCUGCGCCCUAUCAUGCGGCUACAAAUGGGCUUGCGGAAAGAUUUGUACAGGCUCUGAAGAAAGCUCUCAAGUCCUCUCCAAGCACGCAAACCCUUAACAGGCGCCUCAAUGCUUUCUUGUUGGCAUAUCGAAACACCCCUCAUGCUACCACUAAGGUGUCCCCUGCCUCAGCGAUGUUCAAGAGACAACUCCACACUCGACUAGAUCUCCUGAAACCUCAAAAGACAAGAGAGGUUGUGCACCAGCAACAGAAGGCUCAAGUGGAAAGACGGGCAAAUGCAAAAUUGCGGAGCUUCAUGGUAGGAGACCGGGUUCUUGCUAGGAACUACACCAACGAUAUAAAGUGGGUGCCUGCGACCAUUGUUUCCAAAACAGGUCCUGUCUCAUAUACUGUAGAAACCAGUGACCAUCGCAUCUGGAGAAGGCACCUCGACCAACUGCUGCACACUUCUGGGUCUCAUGAUGACUCACGCCAGCCGACAUCUUUUGUUCCGGAGCUGUGUCCUUCCCUGGAGCAGCCUCAAACCCCAGACACGGCUGCUGUUCGAAGUACACCUGGAUUUGCUCCUAGCACACCAGAACCUGCACGAGUACCUGCCUCAGGUUUCACUUCACCCAGACCAGAACCCACACCAUCUACAGUGACCGAAGUGCCUAGAGGUCGUGUUUACCCUCAACGAGAAAGACGACCCCCAGAUAGACUGUCAUUGUAGUCUAGGCGCUGACCCGUGUCAUUGGGGCAGAAUAAUCCCCAGGGUUCAGUUUGGGAUUGAGGUAGUCCACCCUCAUUCUCUAGUUCAGGCAAGUGUUGUAUUUGGUUAAAGUUAUCGUUGAACAGUUUAUAUUUCACAAAAGAGACUAACGUGUAUUUUGAAGUUGGCUUUGAUUUUGUUAUUUUAUUUUUUGUUAAGGGAACCUUAAAAGUAAAAGGGGAGGGAUGUUGUGUAUUAACAGUCCUAGUUUUGUCCCUGCUGAGUUACCGUCAUGCCUCCUGCUCUUGAUGUCACUUCCUGUAUCAUACAGUGUUGUUGUUGACCUGGAGAAUAGUAAAAGUGAAGCUACAGAGCAACCGACGUUUCCGUGUCCUUAUAUUAUUAUUGGUGUAAUGCCCAACCAUAUAUAUAUAUAUAUAUAGCUAGAAUUCACUGAAAGUCAAGUAUUUCUUAUAUAUAUAUAUAUAUAUAUAUAUAUAUAUAUAUAUAUAUAUAUAUAUAUAUAUAUCUUAACCACAGCCCCCGCCCCACCCCCCACCUCCCGAAAUCGGAGGUCUCAAGGUUGGCAAGUAUGCCAUUAACAAACAUAAAUAUCUCCCAUCCGGGGCUCUCAAUCCUUCACACAGCACACUUCUUUAUAUGUCAUAGGUAGUGAUGGGUCCGGCAACACCGAUGCAUCGGCGCAUGCGUCGAGCUCAUAGAGCGAAACCCUGUGUCGGUGCGCGUACCGCUUUUAGAAAGUCACGUGACCGAUCAUGAGCUGUUUUGGUCACGUGACCGAUACGCGAACUGUGUCGCACUGACGCCUCCUCUGUGCCCUGUGAAAGGGUCUUUUCUACAGCCGGAGAAAUAAUAACUAAGAAGAGAAAGCGUCUAAAAUUGAAUACGUUGGAAAAACUGUUUUAAAAAAAAAAUAAAAAUGUGUAAAAAAAAAAAAAAAAUUCCAGGUCCUCAUUCACAACACAUUCUCUUAGAUUUCCAUGUUAUGAUGCAUGUUCACAUUAUUUAUUGACUGUAUCUAAAAAAGACAAAAAAUAUAUUUUUAUUUAAAUGAAGUUAUGAAAUAAUCCUAAAUGAAAUACAAUGACUUGGCUUAUAUUAUUGUAUAUACUAGGUCAGUGGUUCUCAACUUUUUUUCAGCAAUGUACCCCCUGUGAAUUUUUUUUUAAUUCAAGUACCCCCUAAUCAGAGCAAAGCAUUUUUGGUUGAAAAAAAAAAAAGAUAAAGAAGUAAAAUACAGCACUAUGUCAUCAGUUUCUGAUUUAUUAAAUUGUAUAACAGUGCAAAAUAUUGCUCAUUUGUAGUGGUCUUUCUUGAACUAUUUGGAAAAAAAGAUAUAAAAAUAACUAAAAACUUGUUGAAAAAUAAACAAGUGAUUCAAUUAUAAAUAAAGAUUUCUACACAUAGAAAUAAUCAUCAACUUAAAGUGCCCUCUUUGGGGAUUGUAUUAGAGCUCCAUCUGGAUUCAUGAACUUAAUUCUAAACAUUUAUUCACAAAAAAAAAAAUCUUUAACAUCAAUAUUUAUGGAACAUGUCCACAAACAAUCUAGCUGUCAACACUGAAUAUUGCAUUGUUGCAUUUCUUUUCACAGUUCUUUUUGACAGACAUUUUAGUGACAAACCUGAGCUUGUGCUUCACUGAGUUUAUGAACUUACAUUCAUAUUUUGUUUAAGUAUUAUUCAAUAAAUAUAUUUAUAAAUGAUUUUUGAAUUGUUGCUAUUUUUAGAAUAUUUAAAAAAAAUCUCACGUACCCCUUGGCAUACCUUCAAGUACCCCCAGGGGUACGCGUACCCCCAUUUGAGAACCACUGUACUAGGUCAUAAAAUCAGUGUCAGUUGAGUCGGUCCAUAGGUUGCCUGUAGGGAUUUUUAAUGUCCAGCAGAUGUCAGUAUUUAGUGACACAGUAUCGACACCGUAUCAAUACAGUUUUGCAAUGUUUUGAAACGCUUCAUGACGCCUCAUCAACCCAUCACUAGUCAUAGGUAAUUGCCUAUAAAAAAAGAGAAACACAACAUAAGUAAAAAAAAAUGUCACCAGUAAUGUCCUUAGUGGGGAAAUAGUGGAUGUCUCACUUACCGCCUGAUGCACCUGCCUUGACACAGAGGAGAGCCAGACCUGAAUGAGGCAGAAUUAAGAAAGGUUUGUAGCUGGGCCCCACCUGGCCGCACAGCUGGUGACACUUCAGGCUAAUUGAGCAGGUACAGGGGAAUGAUGAUGCGGCCAAAGCUGGGGCGUUGUCUUCCGUGUUCCACUCUGCCUCCAUUCCCUGGCUCCUCCCCUGUGAGGUGCCUACCUGUCAGGCGGUGCAUGAGUGAGGCUCCACAGUAAAUACUAAAUGUUAUUAUAAAUGUGCCUGUUACUACAUUACAUAUAUACUUACAGUAUGUAAUUAAAACCUUAAUGGGGGUGGUUGGAAGUUUUUUUUAAGAAUAGAGCGGCUCCCAUAGGCUCCAUUAUAAGCUGACUUUUAAUUGCAUUUAUUUACUAUUUAGAAUGCAUAAAAAAAUGCAUCCGUCGUAUGUCUUUCAUAGUGAUUGUGAACGAUAGGCAAAAUUCCCAAAAAAGUGCAGUUCCCCUUUAGGGAAAUUGCUCUUUAAGUAAACAGCACAGCAUGUACUGUAACAAUGAAAUACCAUUGUAUGUGGGUAACAAGAACAACAAACACUUAAAAUUUAAUUUAGAUAAGUGGCCGCAAGGGAAUGUGGGUAUAACUGUCAAACUCCCCUGAAUGCUGCAAUAUGACAAUUAAAUGUGCAAUGUAUCUUUAAAAGCAGCGCACACUUAUAUGGAGCCCAGGCAGCAUCAUUCAUGUUUUAGUUAUUUAGUUAUAGGCAAAAUAAAAGUGACACUUGUCAAACAAUAUUGUCAUGUUUUGUUGUUAAAUGAGCUUUAUAAAUAUGAGAUCAAGUUAAUGAACCAUGAUGAGCACACUGUGUACUGGCUGUGUCUUGCAUCAGUUUGCGCUACAAGCAUGAGACUUAAGUGGCCCUAAAGCGAAGCUUGGAAUGACAUGUAACUGAG
Molecule: messenger RNA, 7451 nt
Organism: Nerophis lumbriciformis (worm pipefish)
Lineage: Eukaryota; Metazoa; Chordata; Actinopteri; Syngnathiformes; Syngnathidae
Source: RefSeq, a predicted model, not a curated record